AUGGAUUUGAAAUUUGGGAUAUUUCUUAUACAGAUUGUCAUUGGAACUAUCGGCAAUUUUUCACUCUUGUGUUAUUAUAUCUUCCUAUACUUCAAUGGAUACAGGCCAAGGUCAACAGAUUUGUUUCUCAGACAUCUGAUUGUGGCCAACUCCUUAGAUAUUCUCUCCAGAGGGAUCCCAGAGUCCAAGGCAGCUUUUGAAAAGAAACAUUUCCUUGAUGAUCUAGGAUGUAAGUGUCUUUUCUAUCUUCACAGGGUAGGCAGGGGUGUGUCUAUCACCUCCACCUGCCUCUUGAGUGUGUUCCAAGCCAUCACCAUCAGCCCCAGGGACUACAUCUGUUCACAACUGAAACUGAAAGCCAUAAAAUACAUGCACCCUUUUAUCAUCCUCUGCUGGGUCCUGCACUUGCUGCUAGCUAGUAGAACUCUUGAGCGUAUCAUUGAUAAAGGGAACAAGAAAAACUUCUCCAGAACUAUAGAUUUCCAGCAUUGUUCAGCGAUAAUUCCUGACAAUGACUCAGGCAUGGUUUUUGCCGCAGUGACAUUAUCCCAUGACAUUUUGUGUUUACAGCUCAUGAUCGGGGCCAGUGGUUUCAUGGUUUUCAUUCUGCAAAGGCACAAGCAGCAGGUCCACCAUAUCCACAGACACAGCUCAGGUAGAUCUUCCGCUGAAACCAGAGCUUCUCAAAGCAUCCUUGCUUUGGUUAGUGCCUUCGUGUUCUUCUACACUGUGUCAUCUACCCUUCACGCUUGCUUAGCUCUUAAUGAUAAAACUGCUUUGUGGCUGUUGAAUGCCACUGUCCUAAUCAGUGCUGGUUUCCCCACCAUCAGCCCCAUCAUUCUCUUGAGUCGGGAAUGCAGCUUAACCAGGCUCAUCUCGAAGAAGUGA
Messenger RNA from Cavia porcellus (domestic guinea pig), 888 nucleotides. RefSeq names its product vomeronasal 1 receptor cavPorV1R683 (gene Cavporv1r683). The record is from RefSeq and is marked provisional. Gene Ontology annotation, molecular function: pheromone receptor activity. Gene Ontology annotation, cellular component: membrane. Gene Ontology annotation, biological process: G protein-coupled receptor signaling pathway. Lineage: Eukaryota; Metazoa; Chordata; Mammalia; Rodentia; Caviidae.